AUGGAAGAGGUCAAUCGGUCUGCGGAGAGCAAGGAAUAUGAUCCCCACGCAGUCUGCACCGGAGCAUUGGUUGAAAUGAUUACGCCUGGAGGAGAAGUUGCAUUUGUCCAGCGAAUGAUCGAUGAAAGUAUGGGUUUAAGAGAAACAUGCAAAUGGUACACAAGUCUCCUCGGUAAAAUGAGCUCUGUAACUGCUCUGGUCCAAUCGAUCAAGGAAAAGGGAAUUGACAACUACGCAAUCGCCGAAAUUAUUCAAGGAACUACCCGAAGAUGGGUCGUCGGAUGGUCAUUUACGGAUACCCGGCUUCCAGACACACUCGCCCGACCUAAAUCCUCAUCCCUCAAAUCGAUCGCACCUCUCCCCAACACGCUCCACCACACAACCUCGCAACCAAUCUCCCAUGAAUUACUCGUUCGAGUACUUGAAGACGUUCCUAGGCUUCAGCGUCAAGAAGAACAAACCCCACCCCGAAUUCGAGUUUUAGUAUCCGAAAUCACCUGGACUCGCGCAGCGCGUAGACGGAUGGCACGUACCGCACCCACCCUUGACGAAAAGCAAAACCAAGCUGCUGCGAGCCCGAUCAUGAUGGUUUGCGAGGUUAGCGUCGUCGAUGACCAUACCCUCAAAGUCCGGUGGGUUCGCGGCAAGGAUCGGAGUACUUUCGAGUCGUUUUGGGGCUAUGUCAGUAAAAAGUUGGAUGCUGGUGCGUUGGCGUAG
Messenger RNA from Rhizoctonia solani, 717 nucleotides. Its product is annotated as ribosomal RNA large subunit methyltransferase F. The transcript has 5 exons. Bases 1 to 717 code for a protein of 238 amino acids. Gene Ontology annotation, molecular function: 23S rRNA (adenine(1618)-N(6))-methyltransferase activity. Gene Ontology annotation, biological process: rRNA base methylation. Gene Ontology annotation, cellular component: nucleus. The record is from RefSeq and is a predicted model, not a curated record. Lineage: Eukaryota; Fungi; Basidiomycota; Agaricomycetes; Cantharellales; Ceratobasidiaceae.